CCGGCAGACUUUCUAAUGGCGUUUGUCCUCAGGCGAUGGAGGGUCUUACUGGUGCUCAACGUGAUCGCGGUCGCCGGGUUCGUGACUUUCUGGGCCAAGUGCAACACGCGCAGCAGCGUCCAAGCCGCCGGUCCGGAGGCUGCGGCGGCGGUGGCGGGGACGAGGCCCCGGGCCAACGGGACGACGCAGGGGCCCAGCGUCAGCCACGAGGUGCUGCUGAAGAGACUCAGCUCGCUGGAGGAUGUGGUGUACCGGCAGUUAAACGGUCUGUCCAAAUCUCUGGGCCUGAUCGAGGGCUUCGGGGGUCGGGGUAAAGGCGGCAUUCCCGCCACGCUGUUGCCGGCCGAGGAGAGCGACGCAAAAUACCUGAGGGAGAAGUACGGCUACAACGCCUACCUCAGCGACAGGAUCUCACUGGAUCGGACCAUACCGGACCACCGGCCCGGCAAGUGCAGAAAGGCCAGCUACCCGAGAGACCUCCCCCAGAUCUCCCUCAUCUUCAUCUUCGUCAACGAGGCUCUGUCGGCGAUCCUGCGCUCGGUCCACUCGGCUGUCAAUCACACACCGGCUCACCUGCUCAAAGAAAUCAUCCUGGUGGACGACAACAGCGAUGACGAGCAGCUAAAAGGGCCGCUGGAGGAGUACGUGAACAAGCGCUACCCCGGCCUUGUGAAGAUCGUCAGGAACCAGAAGAGGGAGGGACUGAUCCGAGCCCGGAUCGAGGGCUGGAAGGUGGCCACCGCCGAAGUGACGGGAUUUUUCGACGCCCAUGUGGAGUUCACCCCGUCCUGGGCCGAGCCGGUCCUGGCCCGAAUAAAAGAGGACCACAAGAGGAUUAUUCUUCCUUCCAUCGACAACAUCAAGCACGACACGUUCGAGGUGGAGCGCUACGAGAACUCGGGCCACGGCUACAACUGGGAGCUGUGGUGCAUGUACAUCAACCCGCCCAAACAGUGGUGGGAUGACGGGGACAUAUCCGCUCCCAUCAGGACUCCCGCCAUGAUUGGCUGCUCUUUCGUGGCCAACCGCGACUACUUUAGCGAGCUCGGCCUGCUCGACUCGGGCAUGGACGUCUAUGGAGGGGAGAACAUCGAGCUGGGCAUCCGGGUGUGGCUGUGCGGGGGCAGCAUGGAGGUGCUGCCUUGUUCCAGGGUGGCUCACAUCGCCCGGAUGAAGAAACCCUACCACAGCAACAUCGCCUUCCACACGCGGCGCAAUGCUCUGCGCGUGGCCGAGGUCUGGAUGGACGAAUACAAGCCCAACGUCUACCUGGCCUGGAACAUCCCCAUGGAGGACCACGGUAUUGAUUACGGAGACAUCUCUCAGAGGGUGGCGCUGAGGAAGAGUCUGCAGUGUAAGAGCUUUGAGUGGUAUCUCGACAACGUUUACCCGGAGAUGAGGAGGUACAACAACACGCUGUUCUACGGCGAGAUCCGUAACUCCAAAGCGAGCCACCUGUGUAUGGAUCAGGGCAUGAAGGAGAACCACACGGCCACCCUGCACCCUUGCCAUGGUUGGGGUCCUCAGCUAGGACGUUACACCAAAGAGGGCCAGUUGUUCCUGGGCCCUCUGGGCAGCACCGGGGACGACACUCGCUGUGUGGUGGACGAUCAGAUCGGCAGCUUUCCUCAGCUCCUCAAUUGUGACAAGGUGACCAACGUGAAGGAGAAGACAUGGCAUUUCUCUCAGAACGAAGCGCUCAUAAAUCGAGCCACGGGCCGCUGUCUGGAGGUGGUACCGGCUAACGUCUACUUCGGCCACCUGCUGGUCCUGUACCCCUGCUCCGGGCAGAGGUGGACCAUCAAGAACACCAUGAAGCAGUAG
Molecule: messenger RNA, 1824 nt
Organism: Cyclopterus lumpus (lumpfish)
Lineage: Eukaryota; Metazoa; Chordata; Actinopteri; Perciformes; Cyclopteridae
Gene: galnt17
Product: polypeptide N-acetylgalactosaminyltransferase 17
Exons: 11
Coding region: 16-1824 (602 amino acids)
Cellular component (GO): Golgi apparatus
Source: RefSeq, a predicted model, not a curated record